AUGGCUCAGGACCUCCCCACCAGCAAUGAUCAUCUGGUCCAAUCCACAGACCCCGAACAUCCGGCCAAUCUGAUCCCCGAGCUCUGCCGCAAAUUCUAUAGCUGGGGAUGGGUGACUGGUACCGGUGGUGGUACGUCGAUCCGUCGCGGCGACCACAUCUUCAUUGCACCCUCGGGGGUGCAGAAAGAAUUGAUGCAGCCCCACAACAUCUUCGUCCUCGAGUAUCCCACCCCCAAGUACCCUCCCGAGGAUCGCAAAUAUAUCCGCAAACCACUGGCCCUAAAACCUUCGGCAUGCACCCCGCUAUUCCUGGCGGCCUUCGAGCGGGGGGCUGGCUGCUGUAUCCACACCCACUCCCAAUGGGCAGUUCUGGUGACACUGUUGGUGGAGCGCGAGAAGGGUCCCGGAGGGUACUUUGAGAUCAGCAACAUUGAACAGAUUAAGGGGAUCCCCCGUGGUAAAGGCAAGGGAAUGAUGGGCUUCCACGACACCCUGCGCAUUCCCAUUAUUGAGAAUACGGCGUUUGAGGAGGAUCUGACCGGUUCGUUGGAGAAAGCCAUGGAGGCAAACCCUGACACCUACGCAGUGCUUGUGAAAAGACAUGGAAUCUAUGUCUGGGGCGACGACGCUGCCAAAGCCAAGACACAGUGUGAAAGCCUGGAUUAUCUCUUCCAGUUAGCGGUGGAGAUGCACAAGCUGGGAAUCCCAUGGGUCAAGCAAUAG
Aspergillus tanneri is the source of this 723-nucleotide messenger RNA. It is a transcript of the gene mde1, whose product is annotated as methylthioribulose 1-phosphate dehydratase MDE1. Gene Ontology annotation, molecular function: metal ion binding; methylthioribulose 1-phosphate dehydratase activity. The transcript is spliced from 3 exons. NCBI's taxonomy places the organism in Eukaryota, Fungi, Ascomycota, Eurotiomycetes, Eurotiales, Aspergillaceae. Gene Ontology annotation, cellular component: cytoplasm. The record is from RefSeq and is a predicted model, not a curated record. The coding region runs from base 1 to 723 and encodes 240 amino acids.